Messenger RNA from Nicotiana attenuata, 465 nucleotides. RefSeq lists its product as uncharacterized. Bases 1 to 465 code for a protein of 154 amino acids. NCBI's taxonomy places the organism in Eukaryota, Viridiplantae, Streptophyta, Magnoliopsida, Solanales, Solanaceae. The transcript has 3 exons. The record is from RefSeq and is a predicted model, not a curated record.
AUGGAGGCAGGUCCUGAGUCUAAAGUCUUUACAGCUUUUUCUACCGCUAUUUUUAAUGAGAAUGCUCGCAUUCCAAUGCUUUCUGGUGACAAUUAUGCUGAAUGGAAGGAGAAAGUCCUUCUCACUUUAGGGUUGUCGGAUUUGGAUCUGGCACUACGUGGGAGCAUUAGAGGCUCUAUCUCUAAUAGCGAUAAGUUCAAAGCUUACAUGAAGGUAAUUGGUGAACAAUUUGUAAGUUCUAACAAGGCAUUAGCCAGCACCCUUAUGAAGAGGCUCUCGAGUAUGACUUUUGAUAGAAGUCGUACAAUGCGUGAGCAUAUUAUGGAGAUGAGAGACAUUGCUACUAAACACAAGUCCCUUGAGGUUGAUAUGUUCAAACCAUUUUUUAUGGAUUUCAUUCUCAAAUCACUUCCUGCGGAAUAUGGUCCAUUUAAGAUUUCUUACAACACAAAUAAGGAUAAAUAG